CAAGAUGGCGGCCGCUAAGGACAGUUGUGGCAAAGGAGAAAUGGCCACAGGGAAUGGGCGGCGGCUCCACCUGGGGAUUCCUGAGGCAGUGUUUGUGGAAGAUGUAGAUUCCUUCAUGAAACAGCCUGGGAAUGAGACUGCAGAUACGGUAUUAAAGAAGCUGGAUGAACAGUACCAGAAGUAUAAGUUUAUGGAACUCAAAGUUGCUCAAAAGAAAAGAAGGCUAAAAGGUCAGAUUCCUGAAAUUAAACAGACUUUGGAAAUUCUAAAAUACAUGCAAAAAAUAAAAGAGUCCACCAACUCAAUGGAGACCAGAUUCUUAUUGGCAGAUAACUUGUAUUGCAAAGCUUCAGUUCCUCCUCCUGAUAAAGUGCGUCUGUGGUUGGGGGCUAAUGUAAUGCUUGAAUAUGAUAUUGAUGAAGCUCAGGCAUUGUUGGAAAAGAAUUUAUCGACUGCCACGAAGAAUCUUGAUUCCCUUGAGGAAGACCUUGACUUUCUUCGAGAUCAAUUUACUACCACAGAAGUCAAUAUGGCCAGGGUUUAUAAUUGGGAUGUAAAAAGAAGAAACCAGGAUGAUUCUACCAAGAAUAAAGCAUAAUGCUGGCAAUUAAAAAU
This is a messenger RNA of Chlorocebus sabaeus (green monkey), 615 nucleotides long. Its product is annotated as prefoldin subunit 3-like. Gene Ontology annotation, biological process: microtubule-based process; tubulin complex assembly; protein folding. Gene Ontology annotation, cellular component: cytoplasm; prefoldin complex. The record is from RefSeq and is a predicted model, not a curated record. Gene Ontology annotation, molecular function: tubulin binding. Lineage: Eukaryota; Metazoa; Chordata; Mammalia; Primates; Cercopithecidae.